UCAUGGGUGGACCAGAGAAACAUAUCGCAGAGGCGGAGGUUCAGCCUAUCAGUAAGGAUGUGGCUGUGGGUAACAUCGUUGAAUUGAAAAAUGAGUCGGAUGAGAUUCUUCCCAACAAGGAGUUUCAGNNGAGUGAGCAUACGAAUCAAAAGUCUGUUCAACAAGCUCUAACUAUCUCCAGGGAUCUUGUUGUCACCGCAGAUGACUACGUCCAUGCGCGAGAAGAAGCACAGAACUUCACCCUCGAGGAGACGAAGGCCAUGAUGGAGAGUGUCUGGAAAAUUCACGAGCUCGAUCCCAACUUUCCCGACAGCAUCCUCGACAAAAUCAAGGAGUUCCUUUUCAACGAAGACGUCUUUGCCAACCCUGAGAAGCAUGCCGAGCUUAUUGCUGAGGUCAAGAUAGAGGCUGCCUUGAUCGUCAACAACUCGCCAUACGCUGAGGUCAGAGCCGUGGUCGACAACACCGAUGAUCCCAACAUGCCAUGUGCGUCUCUUCGCGCUUAUGUUAUUGGUCUUGGCUUUGUUACUCUGAUCGCCUUUAUCAACCAAUUGUUCUCGAUCAGACAACCUUCCAUCACCGUCGAGGCAAAUGUUGCCCAGCUCCUCGCAUAUCCUGUCGGAAUUGCUGCUGCGAGAUGGCUACCAGACAAGGGCUUCACUUUGUUUGGAACGCGCCACAGUCUAAACCCUGGUCCNUUUUCCAAGAAAGAACACAUGCUCAUCACUAUCAUGGCCAAAGUCGGUGCCAAUCUCCCCUAUACCGACUAUGUUGUUUGGGUACAGUUCUUGCCUCAUAUGUUCGACCAAAGCUGGGCAGGUUCUUUCGCAUAUCAGAUCGUCAUUGCUAUCGGCACCAACUUUAUCGGAUUUGGUCUUGCUGGUAUCUGUCGUCGCUUCCUUGUUUAUCCCGCUUACUGCGUUUGGCCCACCUCUCUUGUUACCAUGGCUCUGAACAACUCUUUCCACGACAGCUCGAACCCUUCUGUUAUGGGUCCGUUUAAGAAAAUCUUCACCAUGACUAGACUCAGGUUCUUUGUUAUCACUUUCACUGCAAUGUUUUUCUGGUUCUGGUUCCCGAACUUCCUGUUCGAAGCCCUCAGCAUCUUCAAUUGGAUGAACUGGAUUGCGCCAAACAAUUUGAACUUGUCUACCGUUACUGGAAUGAACAACGGUCUCGGCAUCAAUCCCUUCCCAACUUUCGACUGGAACAUCCUUCUGUGGGAUCAAAUGGACCCUUUGAUGGUGCCUUUCUUCAACACCGUCAACCGAUUUGCCGGGUUGGUCAUCUCCUCAUUUGCUGUGCUUGGUAUCUGGUAUACCAACACCUUCAAUACUGGUUAUCUGCCAAUCAACUCGAACAAAGUUUUUGACCACUUUGGCAAGUUCUACAAUGUCACUCGCACGCUGGAUGAUCGUGGUAUGUUCGAUGCUGCUAAGUAUGCCGACUAUUCGCCAGCCUAUCUGAGCGCUGCAAACGCCACCGUCUACGCAUGCUUCUUCGCCAUCUAUACCGCAACAAUCUCCUACGCUUACAUGUAUCACCGCCAUGAAAUCAUGAUGGGCUUCAAGAAUCUGUUCAAGCGUGGCGAGAAAGAGGAGUAUAACGACAUCCACAACCGUUUGAUGUCUGUUUAUCCCGAAGGCAGGUACUAUUCGCUAGUAACCUCGACACUCCCUGAAUGGUGGUACCUUAUCUGCCUUUUGGUAUCAGUUGCUUUCGGUUGCGCUGGCAUUGCCGCGUGGCCGACUUAUACCACUGUCGGUGUCGUCUUCUACGGUCUCGCGCUCUGUCUGGUAUUCAUCCUCCCAAUUGGUAUCAUUAGAGCCAUUAGUGGUAUUCAAGUCACUCUCAACGUCUUGGCCGAGUUCAUUGGAGGCGCUUGGGUUGGAGGCAAUGCCUUGGCCAUGAACUUCUUCAAGUCAUUCGGCUACGUCACAUGCGCUCAUACCAUCCAAUUCCUGAACGAUCUCAAGCUCGCACACUAUACGAAGAUUCCUCCUCGCCACGCAUUCUGGGCUCAGAUGGCUGCCUGCUUCGUUUCCACUUUCGUCUGCACCGGUGUUCUCAACUUCCAGAUCCACAUCAAGGACGUUUGUACUACUGAUGCACCAAACCGCUUCUACUGCCCUGGCAACAACACCUUCUUCACUGCAUCCGUCCUUUGGGGUACCUUGGGUCCUCACAAAGUCUUCGGCAAGGGCGGACUAUACACGACCCUCCUUAUCGGUUUCCCUGUCGGUCUUGUCGUGCCUCCCAUCAUCUACUAUAUCACCCGCAGCUUCCCACAGAAGAAAUGGCUUCGUCAGAUCCACCCUGUCGCCAUGAUUUACGGCUGUCUCACCUGGGCUCCCUACAACUUCUCGUACGUCUGGCCUCAGGUACCCAUCGGAUUCAUGGCCAUGGUCUGGCUCAAGUCUCGUUACUUGGCUUGCUGGUCAAAGUACAACUAUGUGCUCAGCGCUUCUUGGUCUGCUGCCAUUGGUAUCUCUGCCAUUAUCAUUUUCUUCAGUGUGCAGUACUCCGGUGAUAUCAGUCUUGAUUGGUGGGGCAACAAUGUUUCGUACCAGGGCUGUGAGAACAAGGCUUGCACAAGAUUGACUCUGGGCAAAGGGGAGUUCUUUGGACCUCGUACAUGG
This is a messenger RNA of Aureobasidium musti, 2639 nucleotides long. NCBI's taxonomy places the organism in Eukaryota, Fungi, Ascomycota, Dothideomycetes, Dothideales, Saccotheciaceae. The record is from the annotation of a GenBank genome assembly.